Messenger RNA from Endocarpon pusillum Z07020, 1803 nucleotides. RefSeq lists its product as uncharacterized. Gene Ontology annotation, cellular component: cytoplasm. NCBI's taxonomy places the organism in Eukaryota, Fungi, Ascomycota, Eurotiomycetes, Verrucariales, Verrucariaceae. The transcript is spliced from 3 exons. Bases 1 to 1803 code for a protein of 600 amino acids. Gene Ontology annotation, biological process: protein phosphorylation. Gene Ontology annotation, molecular function: protein serine/threonine kinase activity; ATP binding. The record is from RefSeq and is a predicted model, not a curated record.
AUGUCCAUGGAGAUACAACGUCCUUAUGUCUUGCCAUCGUCACGCCCUUGCUGGCUCACAGAUGACCUGGAGUACAAGUACAUAGAGGAGCUCGGCCAAGGAGAUUUUGCGAUUGUGUACAAGGCGAAAGAAAUAAAGAAAGGAAAGAAGGAAGGACGACUUUUGGCUGUCAAAAUAUACAAAAUGAAAGUAAAACACCAAGACAUAGACGAAAAAAUUCUUGAGGUCAAAAAGGAAGCCAUGUUGAUGCAUCGUAUCCAAGGUGGACCUCACAUUCUCAAAGUCGGAAACUUCCGUCACGUAAGGAGACAGCAAUCGGGAACGCUGGAACUGCCUAUGGACUACUAUGAAAACACGCUUCAGCACUUGAUGAACAGGACAAUUGAUGAGAGAGGACUAGUUUCAGAAGACACUCUUGUAAUUCCGCCCUGGUACAGAACCGUCCUGACUCAGAUGCUUGAAGCGUUGGAGUAUCUCCACAGUAAGGAUGUCAUGGUUGUACAUCGUGAUAUAACACCUCAGAACAUUCUAUACACCAAAGUCGACAAUUUCGUCCUCGCUGGAUUCAGUGUCGCCAGAUUUGGACGUCCCGAGUCAGAAACAUUUGGCGGGACCCUCAAAUACUUGGCGCCGGAAAUGUACGCGGAGGCGUCGGAAGUGACUACAGCAGUAGAUGUAUGGUCUUUGGGUGUUCUAUGUUUGGACAUACUAUGGUUGGUGCCCCCGGUAUGUGGAGAGCCAGCACAUGAUUUGAUGGAAGAAAAGACCUGGUUGGCCGAUCUGUGUCAGAUAGCCAAGGAGGCCAACAAACCUGAAAUAGCGAUGAUGGUCGUCAUGAAUGACCAUGAGAGAUCCACAGCGGCCGCGGUUCUCCGCUUUGUGAGGACCAGCCCCAGUGCUCGGGUACAGCGUUAUCCACCCAGCUCAGAACUUCUCCACUCAUUUCGUCGCGCAGCCAUGAGAACGAUAAACGCUGUCGAGACCAAUCAGAAUGCAAUGACGUUUUCAAGUACUUCGACUUCAACAAGAACCAGGGAAAUUGGAAGGGCGCAGUCGUGGCGCUCUCCACCAGUCAGGUCAGCAAGGGGGACAGGAGAAAGUGCGGGACCUUCAGAUGCCGCUGUCCCUUUGAGAAAAAUAGUAAACGAGCAACAGAUGCGCUCACAGCUCGGGCCGGAAAUUUGGCGGCAACUUGAAAGAAACGUCGGAAAAGACGGGUUAAAGGAACUUGCAAGGCUGAUCAGCAUAGGCAUGCAAGAUUGUUUUACGGCUCAAAAUUAUUCUCUUCACCCAAGCGGUCCAGAAGAUCAAAGGUCCCCUCGCCAUGCUGGAGUUCAAAGCCAGCAGAAAGAGAAAAGGACUACACAGGCUCCUGUGGCCCCAGACGCACCGCUUUCCCGCCUUGCAGGCCCUCCGAACCUGCGUGGCGAGUCUAAAGCCGAACAAACCCCUUCGCAGGCACUUUCUCGCCAAGAAGCUCGAGGUCAGCCGAGACAGGCUAUGAGUCAACGGCCUCCGUCUGAGCUUCCUUAUCGCCCACAAGCUCAAAAUCAGCAACAACAGGCUAAAGCGAAAGAAUCUGCUUCAGAGUCUUCUGGUUCUACUGCAGCCUCAACCCAGAAAGGCAAGAAUCAGUCUGAAGAAACCCUACACAAGCCUACUCGUCGUCCACAGGCUGGAAGUAAACCAGGUGAGGUUAAGGCCGAAAAGCCUAACGUCCCGUCUUCUGACCGUCAAAAGAGUACAAGAAAGCAGGAAGAGACCAAAGGAAAGGGGGCCUCUUCCUCGCCUUCUUCUAGUUAG